GUAGGUGGGUUUGGUGGUGGUAGUUGGGUGGUGUGUGGUAGGUGGUAGGUAGGUGGGUGGGUCAGCGAGUUCGAGUGCGCGGCCUCUAGGAAGCGCGCGGUAGCCGCAGUGACCGCCCGUCCUCCUCCUGCUGCUGCUGCCGCCUCCACACGAGGAGUCGCUCCUCUGGUCCCGUGAGCAGCGAGAGAGGUGGGGGGGGGGUGGUGACACGGGCUGCCGUGAGAGGCAGCAGGGAGGGAGGUCUCUCCCCACCCGGCUCCCCACACACACGGGGCCAGGCAGCCCCGGCACUGUGCACGACUUUGCUGCAUACAAUAGCCACAGAGAGAGACACCACGGGCGGACAGGCACAGGCACUCGGGGCGUGUACGCGCAAGCUUGAACAUAGGUGUGCUGUGAUUUCACACAGACACACACACAGACACACACACACAGACACACGGACACACACAGACACACAGACACGGACACACACACGGACACACACACACGGACGUGAUGUAAUCACAUACAGCCGUGCGAAACGUACGGCCACUAUUCGCUUACGCCGGUACACACAGACCUUCCACUGUCUUCACGCACGCGUGGUCACACACACCACACACACACACGUGGUCACACACACACACACCACACACACACCACACACACACACGUGGUCACACACACACGUGCACACACUAAUACGCACGUGUACAUACUCAGGUGUUUACACACUAAUACACACGUGUACACACUAAUACACACCUAUACACAGAGACAUGCACUGUAUAUACACACUUUAGACACCUAUAUACUGUAAACACACAUAUCUAUACACGUGUACACACAGACACGUGCUCACACACGUGUUCACACACACACACACACGUGUACACACACACACCUAUCUCCACACACAUCUCCACACACACACGUGUACACACACAUCUACUCACACACACGUGUACACACUCCCAUCUACACACACACACACGUGCUCACACACACAUCUAUACACACACGUGCACACACACACACACACAUCUACACACACGUGUAUACACACCCAUCUACACACACACACACGGGCUCACACAUCUACACAAACGUGUACACACACACACGAGGGCAAGGUGGGUGUGGAUGUGUGCCGCGUGUUUGCAAGUCCCGACGAAGACGACGUCUUCGUGUUCUCGCUGGGAUUGUAGUCGCGCUGUGAAGAUCUGACGACUUUGCGGGGAGAUUUACGAACGAUCGCGGUGAACGAGGGGGGCUGACAAGACGAAGAUCGACGUUUCGGAGGGGGGGGGCCCUACAGCAGCUGUGAAGACGCGUUUGUGUCAUAUCCACUGCUGGAUGAGAGAGGCCUCUCUGAUCAUCAGCUGUUGUUUGGAGGAUCGUGAACAGAAGGCGAAGAGCGAAAGCCGCCACGGGGUUUGUUCGACGUUUCGCGAGCGAAGCCUACAAGCGAAGCUCCUCCCGUCGAGGCGAUUUGCCCGGAUUGUGAUUGACCAUACUUCACCAUCCUGGUGUCGUGAAGAAGACGAGAUGAUGGUGAUGAUGGUGAUGAUGGUGGUGGUGGUGAUGAUGGUGAUGAUGAUGGUGGUGAUGGCUUUGGAUGGAUGAAGACGGCGAUUCGCGUGGACUUUGAAGCAAGGUGCCAGCUUGUUGAGGAUAAUGUUAAAGUUUAAAGUCGUUAAACACAAAAGUCACAACGAUGGGACCACGAGCUUUGAUCACCCGCUAGGCGAGCAGGCUGGCGACACCGCCGUGCUGCUACUGACCAAUCAGAUUUCCGAAUCGUCACAACCACAACAACAGCAGCCGCCGCAACAGCAACAACAGUUCUAUCAUCAUCAGCAGCAGCAGCAGCAUCAGCACCACCAUCAUCAUCAGCAGCAGCAGUCGUCCACCCCGCCCCCGGUCCCGCGACACCAAUCCCAUCACUACCAGCAGCAGCAGCAGCAUCAGCAGCAGCAUCAUCUCCUGCACCCUCACCACUACCAGCAGUAUCAGCAGCACCAACAUCAUCAUCAGCAGCAGCAGCAUCAGCUGGGCGGAGGCAGCGGCGGAGGAGGAGGAGGGGAGGAGGAGGCGCUGCUGGUGGUGUGUGACGCGGCGCCCGCUCGCCCGGUCAGCGUGUCCAGCGGGAGCUCCGCCACCAACGCCGCCGCCGCCGCCAUGUCCGGCCACCCGGCAGGGGGCGAGCACGACGGGGGGGGCGCCCCCCCCAGCCCCGUGCCUAAGAACGCCAAGGGCUCCAGGAAGCUGCAGAACUUUGGCAAACGCUCGCACUCCAUCCGGCGGAACCCCAACGCGCCCGUCAUGAUCCGGGGUUGGCUUCACAAACAGGACAGCACGGGGAUGAAGCUGUGGAAGAAGCGUUGGUUCGUGCUGUCCGACUUCUGCCUGUUCUACUACAAAGACGACAAGGAGGAGGGUGUCCUGGGCAGCAUCUCCCUGCCCAGCUUCCAGGUGAAUCCGGUGGAAGCCGGCGAUAAAAUCAACCGCAAGUUCGCCUUCAAGGCCGGGCCUCCGAGCCAGAGGCACGAGAAGCCGUCAGGGGGGGGGCGCCACUUGACUCGUGUGCCGUGGCAGGCGCGGCACGCCGGCAUGCGCACCUACUACUUCGGCGCGGACUCGCUGGAGGAGAUGCGCGUGUGGAUGAAGGCGAUGGCGCAGGCGUCGCAGCUGCAGAUGGAGAUCCCGCAGGGCAACAGCGACGGCGGCGGCGGCAGCAGCAGCCUGCGCGACGGCGCGGACGAUAAACCGGCGAGCGCCGUCAACCACUCCCGCGGGCGAGCGGCGGAGGAGGAGGAGGAGGCGGGGGGGGGGCAGGUGCUCGCCGACGGGCUCCGUGGGGCGCCGGCGCUGGCCCGGUGGCGGCCGCCGCGCUCCGACGGCGGCGACGACGGAAACGACGAGGACGAACGGGGCGGACCGCGCGGCGACGUGGAGAUCGUGACGGAGGAGGGGUUGGCUCGCCCGCGGGCCAGCACGGACGACGACGACGACGCGGAGGUCGAGGCCGUCACGUCGUUUGCCGGCCCGUCGGUCGCGACCCGCGCCGACGACGACCACGACGACGUCGAUGACGGCGGUGACGAUGACAGCGGCGUCGCUGCGGCGGAGGCGGCUGCGGAGGAGCUCCGGAGGCAGCUGCACGACGGCUACGACGAGAGGGGGGCGGCCGCGGAGCAGCGGGACGACGACGACGGCGACGAGAGGUUUGACCCGUCGGCGGGCCCCGGCCGCACGCCCGCGGAGGCCGCCGAUCGCCCGACCGCCGGCGCCGCGAUCUCACGGCCGGAAGCGGCGGCGACGUCCUGCGUGGUUCUACGUCACCCGAACCCGCAGCAGCAGCAGCAGCAGCCGCGGCCGCAGCAGAGGCCGCUGCUGCAGCAGCAGCAGCAGCAGCUGCAGCGACACAGCACGGGCGGCCUGGGGCUUGCCGGCAGCAGCAGCCUGUCGGCGCUCGACCAGGACGGGUUUGGCUACGGGGCGGCGGGCGGCGCCGGCGAGGGCCACCGGGCGGUGGCGGCGGUGGCGCUUGAGAGGGAGCGCGAGAGGGAGAAGCGCAACUCGAUGGUGCAGCUGGAGCAGUGGAUGCAGUCGCAAAAGGAGAAGAAUGAGGGAGACCGCUUGAGCAUCGCGUCCACCCAGACGCUGCCCCGGUCCAUGCCCAGCUACCGCCAGUCGCUGGUGGUGGUGGGCGCCCCCUACCCGGACGGCUACACCUCGCUGCCUCGCCACGCCGCGGCCGCCGCCUCCUCCUCCCUGUCGCGCCGCCCGCCCGGCGGGGCCGCUGGGCCCGCCGUGCCGUACGGGGCCGGCGGGGGGGCGGGGGGCUCCGCCGGGGGGCACGGCCCCUCCGCCGACGUGGUCUCGGAGCUGUUCGAGUGGCGGCAGCGCCAGGUGCUGCGGCACGGAGGGCACAGCCCGGCGCCGCCCGGCGCGUCGUCCGCGCUCCACCGGUUUGCGGUGAGCAGCCCCCCGACGCUCUACAGCAUGGCCGAGGUGGACGAGAGCGACGGGGCCGCCUACGGGGCGGGCGGCGACGCCGCGGGGUCGUACGGGGUCACGCGGGCCAGGUCGCGCAGCGAGAGGUCGCCCGGACACCGGAGGUCACACGCGCCCGCCGGGCGGGUGGACGUGGCGGCGGCCGCCCCCCCGGCGGCGCGCCACGCCGCGUUGCCGCUGGCGGGGCCACACCGGCAACGCGGCGCCGAGUUCAGCCACGGCUACGGAGCGCGGGGCACGCAGACGCUGGACAGGAGGCCCAUGCCAUCCAUGGUGUACACGUCCACCCCACAGUCCAUCCCGCCCAGCCUGCAGGGCCGCACGCCAGAGGAGCUGACCCUGCUGCUCAUCCAGCUGCGGAGAAACCAGGCGGUGCUUGCCGAAGCGAGGGACCGCACGCUCGCGCACCUGUUGGGCCCGGCGCCGGCCGCGCCGCGGUCACAGGUCCGGCACGAGUCGUUGGCACCGUCGCUGCACCUGCAGAGGAACCUGCGCUUUAUUGAGAGCCAGAUGAAGGCUAACGAGCCGCUAAUUAACACGGUGCAGACGAUUAUUUGCUGCCGCUCGCUCCCGUUCCGGCCGCAAUUUGUGUUCCCAGAAUCGAACUACUCGCUCCGCUCCAGCGGGCAGGACAUCGACAUGAAGCUGACGCGGCUGUGCGACCAGAACAAGACGCUGCACGAGCAGGAGACCAGGCUGAGGCAGCUGCGCAACGAGAAGGCGCGCAUCGAGUCGUCCCUGGAGGGGCUGCACCUGCAGAUCGCCCAGCGGCGCUCGCAGCCCGAGCUGCUGCACGAGCAGCAGCAGCGGCUGCAGGCCGACCUGGUGCACAUCCGUGCAGACAGCGCCCGGCUCAGCCUGGAUCUGGAGCGCUCGGUGAGCGAGUACAAGCAGCUGGAGUCGGACCUCCUGGCCCUGAGGGUCCAUCUGGAGGACCUCCUGAGCCGGCUCAGCUUCACACAGACUGAAGUGGGUCACCAGCAGCGGGCGCAGGUGCAGAGGGACUUGUGGCGGAUCCAGGAUGUGAUGGGGGGGCUGGGACAGGGCAGCUGGGACGUGACGACCGCGGGGGGGGCCCCCGUGGGAUCAGGUGUCAGCGGUCACCCCCACCUCGCCCGGGACCCCUCGGGAAGCCCCCCACGAGCCGUGGGACCCCACUCGCCCCUCCGCUCCUCCCUGAGACGGGAGGCGACGCCGCCGCGGCCUCCGCUGCCCGACAGCUACGGCAGCUACGGCUCGGCGCGGCCGGCGCUCGCGGGCAGCAGCUGGGGGUCGCCCUACGCUGGCGGCGCGUCCGGAGAGCAACUCACCAACGGCGACGCCAAGGUCGCUCACCACCAACCGCAGCAGGGCAAGAGCAACGGCUCCAGCGACCGGCAGCAGCAACAGCAGCAGCAGAAGGUCUUCACGUCGCUUGUCGGAGUUGUCCCCCCGCUGUCCCAGCCGGGACAGAUGCAGUCGACCACCAUCGCCUCCUACGUCACGCUGCGUCGCGCCAAGUCGAAUGGGGCCAAGGAGCGGCCCAAGAGCGCGAUGGACGCGCUGUACCCGGCGGGCGGUCCCGCGGGCGGUGCCGGCCGGGGCAAGAUGAGCGUUGAGGAGCAACUGGAGCGGCUCAAGCUCAACCAGAAGGCGGCGGCGGUGGCAGCCGGGGGGGGCGGUGGCGGGGGGGACGCGGCGACGACGACGGUGACCCCCGCGGGGGGGUCGGGCCGCGCCGCUCCGCGCCGACGCGGCCACACGAUGACGCUCGACCGCCGGACCAUCCUGGCGGCGCAGUCGCCCGCUCGGCCCGCGUCCGUGGACGUCUCGCAGCUCAUGAAGGUGAGCCAGCGCAAGGACGACCUGGACAUCGCCGAGUUGGAGCGCGCCGUGCAGGACGCGUCGGCGCCCGAGACGCCGGCGCAGGAGAUCGCGCGGCUCCGCACCGCCGGCACGGAGCUCGACGGCAGCUACGACCCGGGGUCAGAGCAGGUGUCCCCCCCUCGUCACCACGUGAUGGUGCCCGAGCGCUACGUGGACGAGGACCCCGAGGAGCCGCUGAGCCCCCUGGAAAUGGAGGCGCGGCAGAAGAACGUGGAGCGGAUCAAGGCGAUGCUCGCCAAGUCCAGCGUGCAGAACGUGGCGCCGCUGCCGUCGCCGGCGAGCCGCGAGGUGGCGCAGGGCAAGGUGGAGGCGCACGUGCAGGAGCAGGAGCGCAUCAUCAGCAUGUCGUGCGCCCUCGCCGCGGAGGCGUGCCAGCGGAGCAAGGCCGUGGCCGCCAAACUCACUUCCCCGACGAAGGGGGCCUCCCCUUCCCAGGAUGCAUCGGCGCCCGGCGGCGGGAGCCAUUUUGCGUUUGUUUAGAACGCCAAGGUUUCCGCUCAGCUCAGCGGUGUCAUCCACCUGGCGGGAGAGGUGAAGGAAGAGGACGACGACGAUGAAGGGAACGAGAAGAGGUGUCUGCGAGAACGCGGCCGCAAGGAGAACCCCGCGGGCGGCCGCGCGUCUCUCGCCGUCGUCAUGCCGGCGAUCGCUACAGAGCCCCGACGACGAGCGGCGGCGUUACCGGAUGAAGAAGUGGCGUGCGGGCGGUGCGGGCGGUGCGGGCGAGCCACGGUCCGCAGCGGACGUGCGACCGGGGCGUCCGGCGGCUUCGAUCGAUCGCUCGUGGGUCCACCCCACCGGCAGCGGACCCCGACCUUACGACCUCGCCCACCCGCCCGCCCCGGGGGGGGUCGCUACGUCGAGUGGGAGUGGGGGGGGGGGGGACCCUCGUUGCCGCGUAUCAACGCAAUUUUUAAAACGAAAAUUCCUCCUCCCCCGCUCCCCCCUAGCGAUAGUUUAGGAUUAAAGUAACCGCGGGAAAGCCAAAUGAUGUUCUGUCGCUACCGCCGCGGCGCGCACGCUCCAGUGGGUCGGUUUUUGGGGGGUUGGAACCGAGCGGCAGAGAGGGUCGCCCGCAGUCCCGGGGCGCGGUUUGACGGGGCCUGGUGAGCGGUGACGGCUCGCAGGAGUGGCGUCUGUUGGUGGCCCACAUUACCAUAACACGACGUUACCACAAGGUGUGGGGGGGGGGGGGCAGCUGGCCGAGUCGCCCGACUCUUCGCGUGUCAUCUCAACGCUCCGUGUGCUCGACAGACCAAACGUCGUCGUGGCCAAUCCGCUGCUGGAUGAAGGCCUCCUCUGCCGACCUGCCGCUACCACCGCGAUCAUCCCGCGCGACGCGACGAUCCGUUAUGCAAACUGUAAAAUGUACGAAAAGACGCGUUGCAAGAGAGAGAAAUGAUCACGCCGAGUUGCCGACGGUUUGCGUGCAGCCCCGCCGGGUUGCCGAGCUCGGGGGCCCAGGCAGCCGCACCCCCAACCCCCCCCCCUCGCCGCUCCCCGACGUUCAUCUAAGCGAGGCGGUGUGGGGAGUGAUGGGCGGGGGGGGGCAGUGGCGGUGGUGGAAUCGGCGGUGGUCCCCGCUCGCAAGGGAAGAGCGCGGAGGAGCCUGCUGCCGACUUGUCAGCGGCAGCAGAGACGGCACCUCCGGCGACAACGACAGUUUGAGGGGCCGGCUGCGCGUGAGCGUCGGAUGCCCACCCCCCGUAGGCAGGUGGCGUCCGCUGUAACCUGGAGGCUGUAGUUUUCGUUGCGAGUUGUUCGGCCUGUACGCGGAGAGGGCCGCGCGCGGGGGUAGGUUUGCGGAGUGAGGCUGUAGGCGAGCGAAGGCUGCAAGUCGUAGGUAGGGUAGGGUGUGUUUGCGCCGUAGGGCGGUUUUCACCGUACUCGGAUGAUUUAGACGCUCAGUCGGGACGUAAGACGCGAAACCAAAACUUCGGGGUCAUUUUUCGCUUUUUAUUUUCAAAUCCAGAAAAUGCACCAUCGCGGGAAGACGCGGCGUGAGGAAUGAUGUGGUUACGCUGGAGGGGGGUGAGAGCAUGCGUGUCCCUGUGGCAGGGGCUGUGUGGCACGGAUGGCGUUGUUGGCUGUGCCCCCCGGUGUCGUUAAAAUCGUACACAUCUGGUCACACAUCCACACUAACACAGUGAUACACACUAACACAGUGAUACACACUAACACACAGUGAUACACACUAACACACAGUGAUACACACUAACACACACACUAACACACACUAACACACAGUGAUACACACUAACACACAGUGAUACACACUAACACAGUGAUACACACUAACACAGUGAUACACACUAACACAGUGAUACACACUAACACACAGUGAUACACACUAACACACAGUGAUACACACUAACACACACACUUGCACACUAACACACACUAACACACUAACACACUGACACACAGUGAUACACACUAACACACACUAACACACACUAACACACUGACACACAGUGAUACACACUAACACACACACUAACACACACUAACACACUAACACACGGCCAGCUGAUUUCGUGCCGCGUGGUCUCCAUCCAAGCGACGCGUCGUGCUUGGGCCGCCUGCAGCGUGCGGUGGUGAUGGUACCCCCCCCCCCCCCCCCCAGUGGCCACGUGUUGGCAGCAGGAGAGAGGGCUUCUGCUGCAUCAGCUGCGCGACAUUGGAGUUCAUGGCUCCCUUGAAUUGAUUAAUUUAAGUAAAAAACCAUCUCACCUUGUGCCUGCUAAGUCGAAACGCCGUCCGGCAUCGCACCCCCCCCCCAUCUCUACCAGCUUAUCUCUCAUUCGCGUUACAAUCUAAAAUAACGGUUCAUAGCUAUAUUUUAUUACAAGUGUGCGUGUGUGUACUAUUAAUGUUAUCACCUUUGUAGGUUUUGUUUUUAAAGUUUGUAGUUUUGGCUUUUUGUUUUUACUCGCAAAUACAUUUAGUCGCUGGUAAGUUUGAAUAACCCCCCCCCCCCCCCCCCCCGGUAUGCUGUAUUAUAAUGUUAAUGAUGAGUAGCCGUGUUAAUAUUAAUAAUAAUUUUAUACAUCCUCGGAUUUUACUGUGAAACACAGAUCUCGUUGGGGAGGAGGAGGGGGCGGUGCGGAGUGUCGAGUGGGCGGGGCGUCGUAGUGGGUAGUCGUAGUAGUGGGUAGUAGUCGUAGUAGUGGGUAGUAGUAGUAAACAGCUAAACUAAUGCAUCGCUUCCACUCGCUCGAGUGCUCAGCCCCCCCUCCUUCCCUCCCCCUGCUUCCCACCCCCCUCCCCCCCCCGUCCUCCUUCCCCCCCCUCUCCUUCCCCCCCCUCCUUCCCUCCUCCUCCCACCCUCCUUCUUCCCCCCCUCUCCCCCCCCUCCUCCUCCCCUCGCCCUCCUCUCCCCCUCCGCAUCCCCCUCCUCUAAGGCGCUGGCUGUCACCGCCAGCCGCGCCUUUGCAGCGAUCUCAACGAGGAUGGGGGAAGGGAAGUCGCCGUGGUAGCGAACGAGCGGUCGCAGCACGACCGCUGCCCACCCAUGCUGUGUCAGCUCGCCACAGUCGCCACCAUCGUCACCAUCGUCACCGCCAACUUCAUUACCAACGUCAUCAACAAACUUCACCAACUUCAACUCCAACUUCAACGCCAUCGUCACCGCCGUCGUCACCGCCAUCGUCACCACCAACUUCAUUACCAACGUCAUUAACAAACUUCAACUUCAACUCCAACUUAAACGCCAUCGUCACCGCCGUCGUCACCACCAACUUCAUCACCAAACUUCAACUUUAUCGCCAUCUUCACCGCCAUUGUCACCACCAUCGUCACCACCAAACUUCAACUUUAUCGCCAUCUUCACCGCUAUCGUCACCACCACCGUCACCACCAACUUCACCACCAUCGCCUCCGUGUCAUUUUCGCCGAUGCCGGCCUAUUCUAGCACAGCGCCUGCCUUCACGAGACCGGGAUCGGUCGCUUUUCGUGUCUUUGUAUUUUUUAAGUGAUUUUUUUUAUGUUAAGGUUAGACUCCCCCACCCCACACCAACCCCCACCCACAGAAAAAGAAUACAAACUCAAUCUGCGUGCCCUCGUUUGAAUUCCAGUUACAUUGUUUCGUGGUUUUAUUUAUGUAAAUAUUGUUCUCCACUAGCUUGUGCUUUUAAAACGACGAAUACAAAAGUAACAAGUGUUCUCACUUUAACCCCUUGGUGAACGGUGUUAGUCAACAUUUGAAAGCACUUUUGCAUGGCUUUAAAAACAAUAUCGACAGCGUACACAUAUAUAUAUUUUUUAACUUUAUUUUAACACCGGUUCAACUUUUUCUACAUCGCUUUCGUGAGCUCGUGGGCUUCCGGGGCUUGUCUUCAGACAUCGCCAAGUGACGCCACGGUCUAACCGCCCCCCCCCCCCCCCAGGCAACCUGAACCUGGUGGAGGAGUUCAGCAUUUUUCACGAGCGCGCAUAUGUAGGCGUGUGUUUGUGUGCGCGGGCAGCGUUUGCGACCCAUUAUCUGAACCGGUACUGUCGACCCGGCCUCCGAGUGAGUAGCCGGAGCGGUGUGUUAAACAUCGCCACUGGGGAGACAAAGGCGGCCGGGCGUGGUUUCUGGUCACAAACAGCACCCUCUCUCGUGUGCCGUGCCGGCCUUCGUAGUCUGUUAAAAGGCUAUAUGGGGGAUAUUUGCCUUUGCAUAGGUUUAUCGCCCACCUCCCCCCCCCCCAUUCUUCGCUCACAAAGAGUUUCUUCAAAUGUUAGAUUCUCAUAGAAGAGAGAGGGAAAGUUGUAUCGGCAUUCUUAGCAGAUUUUUAUAAAAGUGUACAGUAGAUUUAGCGAUCCUAGGGGAGUUACUGUUUGUAUGCCCGCGCUAAAUGUUGAUGACUUUAAAACGACCCCCAAACAAUUUUAUAUAACCACACCUGCGUUUGGAAUAUUAGAAACAUGCUUUAAUAAUGAUGAUGACGACGACGAUGCUCAAACAGUCGUAUCGAAGACAGGAUAACAACACGUGCCGAUUUCCAGACUCACGCAUUUUGCUCAAAUUCUCUCGCUGCGGAGAGAAAAUGGCCUUUGAUUGUAUUCUUACCCCCAGGUCUCCUUUUUUGCAAGAGACUUUAGCCCCCCCCCCAACCCCCAUAUCGAUGUCUGGCUUUUAAUGUGGAGGUCGGCGAAGGUCACUCUGUCUAUGGUCGUCCUGGGUGCCCUGGGUGAGUUUGACCCGCGCACGCGGCACCUGGGUCUGUCCCGUGACCGCCUGCCGGCGAGCGAGCCUUCGUCACGGCGUCAGGAGGGCCGCCGCCUCGUGUGGUGGACAACGCCGUGGUGGACGUCGCCGCCAACUCGGUGACGAGCGGCAGUUGUUUGUUGUUUGUUGUUGGGCCAGCGACGCGCGCCCUCUCCCAACGCGCGCGUACCGCGCCCCGACCUCGAGCGCGCCGUGUCCGUUGUGACGUGGCCCGUUGUGACGUCGUCCAUUGUGACGUGGUCCAUUGUGACGACGAACGGCGGAGCCGUUAGCCAAUCAGAUCCAUCGUCACACGCGCCUCGAGUCUCCACCCCCUAUAACCCCCAAGGUUGCGUUUUUCGACUUGGGGCGACAGCAUCUCGGUGCCUAUAUAUCGGCGGAAACUUUCCGCAUUUGACAAAGCAAUGCACAGGGGACCCCCUUUUACCCGAUGGGUAGCAUUUGCACCCAAAAGUUGUAAAAAAAAAAACUACUUAGCGGUGUAUUAAAAGUUAAUAAUAAUAAAAACCGAAGUGAUACAAAAAUAUAUAAAACACGCAAAAAAACACGACAGUUCAAUACAGUUUGUUGGUAAAUUAUCUCGUUACAUUGAGGCAGAGGAAGAAGAUGGUACUGUUUAAAACGCAUUUAAGACGUGUGGAAAUUUGCGUGUGGAUAUUCCUUGUAAUAUACGAUGAGGUAUUUUUGGAAUCGCGGUUUGUCAUUUUUUUUCUCUCCCCUCUCUCUCACGAGGGGCAAAAUGCAGCAGCGGCGAUGUCGACGAGGAGGAUGUCGCGUUGGGGUUUUUUGUGUGUUUCGCUUGAGUUGUGUACACAACUAAUAAAAGCUACUCACCGGCUUGGACGGGAAAACGCCUCCAUGGCUCGCCUUGA
This is a messenger RNA of Lethenteron reissneri (Far Eastern brook lamprey), 11955 nucleotides long. RefSeq names its product pleckstrin homology domain-containing family A member 7-like. NCBI's taxonomy places the organism in Eukaryota, Metazoa, Chordata, Hyperoartia, Petromyzontiformes, Petromyzontidae. The record is from RefSeq and is a predicted model, not a curated record. Gene Ontology annotation, molecular function: protein binding.